GUGAAGAUGGCGGAUGUGUUGAGUGUUCUUCGUCAGUAUAAUAUCCAGAAAAAAGAAAUCGUCGCAAAGGGAGAUGAAGUUAUAUUUGGAGAGUUCUCUUGGCCGAAAAACGUCAAGACCAACUACAUAAUCUGGGGUACUGGUAAAGAGGGCCAGCCCAAAGAGUACUAUACUUUGGACUCUAUCUUGUUCUUGCUCAACAAUGUGCAUCUCCCGCAUCCAUCCUAUGUGCGAAGAGCUGCAACAGAGAACAUCCCUGUUGUCAGACGACCUGAUCGAAAGGGCUUGCUGUCAUAUCUCAAUGGCGAGAGUUCUACAUCAACAAGUAUCGACAGAAGUGCUCCCAUAGAAAUAGGUUUGCAACGACCAACACAAGUCAAAAGAGCAGCUGAUGAGGUAUCUUCUGAAGCCAAAAAGCCAAGGAUUGAGGAUGAAGAACGAGUGCGUCUGGACAAGGAGCGUCUGGCUGCCCGUCUGGAGGGCCACAAAGAGGGCAUUGUGCAGACUGACCAGAUCAGAUCGCUGUCUGAGGCCAUGUCAGUGGAGAAAAUCGCAGCCAUCAAAGCCAAGAUUAUGGCCAAGAAACGUUCCACCAUCAAAACAGAUCUGGAUGAUGACAUAACCCUGAAGCAGAGAAGCUUUGUGGAUGCUGAGGUGGAUGUCACCAGAGAUAUUGUCAGCAGAGAGAGGGUCUGGAGGACCAGGACAACCAUUCUUCAGAGCACAGGAAAGAAUUUCUCCAAGAACAUUUUUGCCAUUCUUCAGUCAGUGAAAGCCAGAGAAGAAGGGCGAGCGCCAGAGCAGAGACCUGCACAAAACACUACUCAAGUGGACCCGUCCUUAAGGAACAAGCAGCCUGUCCCAGCGGCAUACAACAGAUACGAUCAGGAGCGAUUCAAAGGAAAAGAGGAAACGGAGGGUUUCAAGAUCGAUACCAUGGGCACCUACCACGGCAUGACCCUGAAGUCAGUGACGGAAGGAGCAUCUGCUCGGAAGGCUCAGACCCCAGCUCUGCAGCCUGUCCCACGCCCAGUUUCACAAGCCAGACCUCCACCAAAUCAGAAGAAAGGGUCCCGGACACCCAUCAUCAUCAUCCCGGCUGCCACCACCUCGCUCAUCACAAUGCUCAAUGCCAAGGAUCUUCUGCAGGAUCUAAAGUUUGUCACAUCCGAAGAAAAGAAGAAAGGGGGCAUCCAGCGCGACAAUGAGGUUCUUCUUCAGAGGCGCAAAGACCAGAUCCAGCCAGGUGGAACAACACUGAGUGUCACGGUGCCGUACCGUGUCAUUGACCAGCCUCUCAAACUGGCUCCGCAGGACUGGGAUCGGGUGGUGGCUGUGUUUGUGCAGGGUCCUGCCUGGCAGUUCAAAGGCUGGCCGUGGCUGCUGCCCGAUGGAUCUCCAGUUGACAUUUUCGCCAAAAUUCGAGCCUUUCAUUUGAAGUAUGACGAGGCAAAGAUAGACCCCAAUGUGCAGAAGUGGGACGUGACCGUCCUGGAGCUGAGCCGCCACAGGCGCCAUCUGGACCGGCCUGUCUUCCUGCGCUUUUGGGAAACCCUCGACAGAUACAUGGUGAAACACAAAUCUCACCUCAGGUUCUGAGCCCAGAUCACAGCGUCCACCUCCUAAAAAUGAAAAUAAAAAUGAAUUCUCCAACUCUCCACGGCCCACCUUUUGCAGAGGCAUCGCCCUCUCAUCCAAGCUGCCAUCCCACCUUCCAACACGAUUCCCAUUUAAACUAGAGAAGGAGGACAGAUUAUGCAGUGCUCUUCCUCCAACACUUCCUCAAGGACUCCUAAUGUAAUGCGCUGGAUUUGUUGCCCUGGACACUGGAGAGGAGAAUUUAGGGGAUUUUUGUGUUCCUGUUGUAAUUGUUUUCUAAUGUUUUCAUGUAGUUAAAUAAAAAUACCAAAAUAUGUUUUAUAUUAAAAAAAAAUAAGGGGUUGGAGGCCGAGGAGGUUUUGUCAAUAGUAAUGCAGAAUAUUGUGAAUUCUACUAAGAACAGUUUAGAUCAAGAGUGUGAAAUGUGAAAAUAACUCGGUACAAAAAAAACAGCCACUGAGUUUGAGGAAAGAGACUUCCUUCACUUUUAUCUUUUUUUUUUUUCCAUUUUGGGUGUUUGUGGUCUGAAUGUACAUAUAUGAUAAAACCUGUCAGAGCUGAAACUUAGAGCAGAGAGGAGGGUGCAGGGAAGAGAUUUGUUAAUACUUAGUGAAGCUACUCUGCUCUGGCUCAAUAAAAUUAUCUCAGUCAACAAACCAGAUCAGUUUUUUGACAGAUCAGCACAUCUCUUGGUCAUGCAAUGGCCUCGUUACAGUCUUCUUUUUCUUCUUUGUUGGUGUUGUGCUAGAGGAGAGGAACGAUGGGAAGUAUUGCUUUAAGUCAUCACAUGAAAAUAGACAAUAAAGCCUCAGAGA
This is a messenger RNA of Toxotes jaculatrix (banded archerfish), 2414 nucleotides long. It is a transcript of the gene cdc73, whose product is annotated as cell division cycle 73, Paf1/RNA polymerase II complex component, homolog (S. cerevisiae). Gene Ontology annotation, cellular component: Cdc73/Paf1 complex. The record is from RefSeq and is a predicted model, not a curated record. Gene Ontology annotation, molecular function: RNA polymerase II complex binding. Bases 7 to 1599 code for a protein of 530 amino acids. Gene Ontology annotation, biological process: positive regulation of transcription elongation by RNA polymerase II; transcription elongation by RNA polymerase II. NCBI's taxonomy places the organism in Eukaryota, Metazoa, Chordata, Actinopteri, Toxotidae. The transcript has 17 exons.